ACCUUUGAUUUCCAUUUUUCUUGUUCUCGUCAUUUACGAAAGGAAGAUUUCGCGAAAACAUGGAAACCCGAAAUGUAAAAUUUCGAUCUUGCGGUUCGUUGAAACGAUUCCGCCGUUUCUCUGUCGUUAUUGCGUUCUUCUUUCCCGCGGUACGGUAGUGCACGCUAGGUGCUCGAUGAAAUGCCUGCGAAGAAUCGGGUUGUUUAUUUAGCGGUACUUUUGGCAGGGCAUGCUUUGUCAUUCUGGAUAAAAUAAGAUACCUAGGUGGAUAUUGGGUCGUCAUGGUUGAGACCGAAUUCUGGUUUUGCUUUCGAGACGAAUCAUGAUGGAUGUCCUGUGCCAGUGCUCGUGUUAAUGCUAUAUCUCACAGGGGAACUAGUUGUGGCAGCUCAUGGCUAGCGGUAGCGGGAGGAGAUGCCUCCUGCUUUUGGAGAAAUGCAAGACCAUGAGACACUUGAGAGAAGCUCAUGGACAGGUGAUCACGUGUGGGCUUGGGAGUAACAGCUUUGCACUAAGCAGACUCUUAGCUUUUUGCGCAGACCCGCGUCAUGGAAGCGUUCAUUAUGCAUGGGAAGUUUUCCAACGGAUCCAAAUGCCCACCAUCUGUAUCUACAACACCAUUAUCAAAGCUUUCUUGCUCAAUAACGACUUUUUCAGUACCAUGAGCAUGUACAAUAGGUUAUUGAUAAGCGGUUUUUGUCCCGAUAAUUACACGAUUCCUUAUGUACUGAAGGCUUGUGCAAAGCUGCAUGACCAUUAUCUAGGAGAGUCUGUCCAUGGGCAUGGGUUAAAAGUGGGACUUCUGUCGGAUAUUUUUGUGGGCAAUAGCUUGAUCUCUAUGUACUGUGAGCACAAGAGUAUGAGAGCGGCAAGAAAAGUGUUUGAUGAAAUUCCUAGGCGGUGCGUUAUCUCAUGGACAAUAAUGAUUUCUGCAUAUGCAAAGGUGGGAGAUGUUGAUAGUGCAAGGGAGUUGUUUGAUGAGGUUACUGAGAAGGAUAAAGGUAUAUGGGGUGCCAUGAUUUCUGGAUAUGUACAGAAUGGUUGUGUUAAGGAAGGACUGUACACGUUUCGCUUGAUGCAGUUGAAUGGUGUUGAGCCUGAUGAGUCAGUGCUGGUUAGCACACUCUCUGCUUGCGCUCACUUGGGGGCUCUGGAUACUGGUAUUUGGAUUCACAGGUUUGUCAACCUGUGGCGGUUGACAUUGAGUUCUCGACUGUGUACCGGUCUCAUAGAUAUGUAUGCCAAAUGUGGGUAUAUAGACAUAGCCAAGAAACUGUUUGAUGAAAUGCCUGAAAAAGAUAAUAUUUGCUGGAAUGCUAUGAUUUCAGGAUAUGCAGUCAAUGGUGACGGAGAGAGUGCACUCAAGCUGUUUACAGAGAUGGAGAAUGGUGGCAUUCGACCAGAUGACAUCACAUUCAUUUCCAUCUUCACUGCAUGCAACCAUUCAGGUUUGCCACGUGAAGGUCUGAGGCUGUUGUAUAAAAUGUUGACAGUGUACAAAAUUGAGCCUAAGAGUGAACACUAUGGUUGCUUAGUUGACCUCCUCUGCCAAACAGGGUAUUUGGAAGAAGCAAAGGAAAUACUCCUGAAAGUUCCAAGAAGUGGCUCAUUUGAAGAAGCUAUUGCUUGGAGAGCUUUACUCCAAGCUUGCUGUAAGCAAGGAAACUCGCAGAUGGCUGAGUUUGCAGCUGAGAGACUUGUGCAGCUGGAAUGUCACAGUGGAGCAUAUGUUCUACUUUCUAACUUAUAUGCUGUUGCCGAAAAGCAAGAUGAAGUUCAAAGAAUCAUAAAGUUGAUGACAAGCAGAGGAGUUUACAAGGCACCUGGUUGCAGCUCAAUUCAACUUAAUGGGGGUGUUUAUGAAUUCAUUGCUGGAGAGAAAACACACCCACAGAUGGAUAGGAUAUAUAGUACUUUGGACAAGUUGAAUAAGCAGUUCGACUGCUGAAGGUUGCAACCCUUUUCCAGUAUUAAUUCUACCAUCUGCACUUGAAAGAAUGGUUUAACCCUCACCUGGUUUUAGUGUACCACUUUGAGGAUAGAUAGCAACAAGACGAUGUCCCAGUCUUUGAAUGAGUCUGCUACCGAGAGGAAAUAAUAAAGAGUGAAGGAGUUGAACUACACAGUAACAGUGUUGAAACCCUCCGACAUGUUCACAAAAAUGAGAAAUCGAGGUCCCAAACCCUCCGACAUGUUCACAAGAUGAAGCAUGAAAUGUCCCAAGAAGAAUUUGCUCUUCGAUAAAAGGCUAAUGGAAGCUUGAGACAGGUGGGACAAUAUGAAGUUACCGACAUUGGAUGGACAUAGUAAGCUUUGGAGAUAGUAGUUUUAGCAAGAUUGAGAUGGUCUUAUUUGAUGUGGCUGUGGAUACAAAUGACUCAUGAGGAACCAAUUUACUUGUGGAAGGUGCUGGAGGGAUUUCUUUUGUUUAGACUCCACGAUGACGAAAAUACUUCUAUUUGUAUCUAACAUAUUAUGACAUUUCAAUUUUACGGUCUCUCUUAAAAGUCUGUUGUCUCACUUACCUGGGAUUUGAUUAACAAGGAUGUGAUAAUAAAAUGUGACUUA
This is a messenger RNA of Syzygium oleosum, 2568 nucleotides long. RefSeq names its product pentatricopeptide repeat-containing protein At2g20540-like. Gene Ontology annotation, biological process: RNA modification. NCBI's taxonomy places the organism in Eukaryota, Viridiplantae, Streptophyta, Magnoliopsida, Myrtales, Myrtaceae. The coding region runs from base 392 to 1948 and encodes 518 amino acids. The record is from RefSeq and is a predicted model, not a curated record. Gene Ontology annotation, molecular function: protein binding; RNA binding. The transcript has a single exon.